AUGACCACCGUCAACUCAGUUGUAACAGAAAUUGGCCUAACGCAUAACAUUUUCUGUUGUCUAUUUUUCUCUCGUGACAUAUCUGCUCUAAAAGAAAAGAGACUCUUUAUUAGAUUAAGGGUACUUAAGUACAUAUCACGUUGAAAAAUAUAGAUCCAUGUUUAAGUGCUUUUAAUUGCAGAUGGAAAUACGUACAAUGUUCUUUGGUUGAUAAUUAACAAUGUUUUUUGUAGAAGAUCAAAUCACCUGACAACGCAAUAAUUCGUGGAGGGGGACGGGGGGGCGGGAGCCCGGGAGAACAGGGGGCGGGAGAGGGCUGGAAGCGGGAGAACAGGGGCGGGAAGUGA
Pocillopora meandrina is the source of this 347-nucleotide messenger RNA. The record is from the annotation of a GenBank genome assembly. Lineage: Eukaryota; Metazoa; Cnidaria; Anthozoa; Scleractinia; Pocilloporidae.